Molecule: messenger RNA, 954 nt
Organism: Trichophyton rubrum CBS 118892
Lineage: Eukaryota; Fungi; Ascomycota; Eurotiomycetes; Onygenales; Arthrodermataceae
Exons: 2
Coding region: 1-954 (317 amino acids)
Source: RefSeq, a predicted model, not a curated record
AUGUCGACAAGGUCCUCACAGGGUGAUUAUCCUAAAUCCGACGCGUUCUCCAGGGCUACGAAGCUCGAGGUUAAAAGACUCGCGGGAGGUGGAUGUUGGGCAUGUCGUGCUUCAACAACCCAGGUCUGCCAAGUGUUUGGAAAGGAGGAUCCACAGAUGCCACUAUGGUACGAUGCUAAUCUCAUUAAUUUCGAUCUAACUUCGGUCGAUAAUGGGAUUGCACUUUGCCCUACCUGCCACGCCGAGUUUGACCAGACAGCUGAUCCCGGAUUUGGUUUGUUACCCACGGACCUGCAGUACUUUGUUGAUGUUGAACUUGAUGGGCGUCAAGAGCAGAAGCUUGCAAUGAAAAAUGGGAAAGAUAUUCAUCGAAAAGUCCCUACAGCUGAAGAGUACAAGAUUCAUCAGUCUAACAACGGAAAGGUCCCUACCGAUGCGGGCGGAGGAUUGUACCGACCGAUUUUUCUAAAGAACUACCUACCUGGCGGCGAUCUUUCCUCUCAUAUGUUAGAUACCCUCUCAGCUCCGAAACAAUGGCACGGCGCGCCGGUAGCAACACUCCGACGCGGAAUACUGGUGCUGGGAGGUGCUCGAGUACAAUCUCUAGAUGCAGAAACUCGCUCACAACUUGAAUUGCUUCGGGAUUUGUACUUUCUUGAUGAUGAAGAGACCUCCCCAGCAGUCCGCAGCAGGCAGACACAGGGGGUGGCUCAACAGGGACAGAAGAGGCCCCUAGAUAAUGAAUAUGGCGGUCAAAACAAGUUGUCAAAGUCCAGCAAUCCAGCGAUUGAGUCGGGAAACAGGCGUGCGGCGGAUGAAGGCAUCACUCUCCAGCAAUGUCCCUGUGGUGCUCUUAACGUCCCCCGCAGAUGGACAUUGGGACCCGGCCUCACAGCGGAUGAGGCAGUAUUACGUUAUGCACCACUGCUCAAAGACAUGCAAUCUAAGGAGUAA